This is a messenger RNA of Acaulospora morrowiae, 763 nucleotides long. The record is from the annotation of a GenBank genome assembly. Lineage: Eukaryota; Fungi; Glomeromycota; Glomeromycetes; Diversisporales; Acaulosporaceae.
AUGGUACACAAAAUGGAUAUUCCUUCCAUGUGUUUACCUCCCCUUGAAAGGUUUUCCCUGAAUCCACCUAAUGUCGGUUUGCCGUCACCGCCGAUUUCGGAUAACAAUAAGAAAGGGCAAUGUCUUCCUCCUUUGACUUCAAUCCUGCAGUCGCCGGGUGCACACCCCUCCAUACUCAUCUCUAAGAUGACGUCCCUCGACUUUAACCCGGACAAUAAUAAUCAUACACCUGUGACUCCACAAGAUCAACAAUACCCGAGUUAUCGUGAGCAAUCAAUCGUACCUGGUAAUCCCAAUGACUCCAAGUUGACCUACCAAGAACCAACCAAGGACCUUACCAUUGAAAGUGGGACACGAACACCUUCUCUGCUGACCCAACCGAUAUCCAAAGGACCCGGUUUAAACUCUUUUGGGAAUCUGUCUCCUCAACAACAAUCGCCACCGUCCUCUUCUUUGAUAUGGUCGGGGCCGGGUUCAUCGUUCCUUCCGGUGGAUCAAGCAUCGCAAAACCAACUGCAGCAACAUUCCAAACAUUCGCCGCAACCUUCCACGCAGCAGAAACCUCCGAUUUAUCAUUACGAUAGUCACUGCCCGCUACCAAAGCCACCAUCUCAGGCAAUGAGAUUCGUGAAUUAUCCACAAUACGGCGACAAUACUUUUACAACCAAUGAGCAGGCACUGUCGCGGCUAUCAAAAGUCGCCGAUUAUUGUAAUCAGAUCGCCCAAUUUACGACCCAAUACAGGGAUUCGCGUAUAAACCCCA